AUGAAGUGUAACCUCCUGUCCUGGGCCUUCCUGCUCCUGGCCUCUAGCCCACUGCUGGCCCACCCCAUCUCAGAAUCUGCAGAGAUGUCCUAUCCGGGACCUGUGUCAGUGGAAGACGGAGUCGGUGCUCUGGAUGAUCUGUCUCUCUCCGAGCAGAACUUCCCUUCUCAGGAUGGUCUCAGAUAUUCCACUCUGAUAUCUGGGGAGUUUAACAGAGAUGGCGUCAGAACAGGUCUGCUUCCCAGAGGGAUUAAAAGAGAGGUCCUACUGGAGAAACAAAGUCUCCUAAAUCCUUUCAGCCGUGUGCUGGGCAUCCGGAAGCAGUUCAGGAAGAGAGGAGGGACCGCUGAGUGUUUCUGGAAGUACUGCGUCUAA
Notothenia coriiceps (black rockcod) is the source of this 375-nucleotide messenger RNA. Its product is annotated as urotensin-2-like. The record is from RefSeq and is a predicted model, not a curated record. Gene Ontology annotation, molecular function: hormone activity. Bases 1 to 375 code for a protein of 124 amino acids. Gene Ontology annotation, biological process: regulation of blood pressure; blood vessel diameter maintenance. Gene Ontology annotation, cellular component: extracellular region. Lineage: Eukaryota; Metazoa; Chordata; Actinopteri; Perciformes; Nototheniidae. The transcript is spliced from 4 exons.